CACACCAUACCCUACAAGCAGAUCUCUCUCAUGUUUCAGCUGGGGCCAUUAAUAGAGCGACUCGUGCCAACAGUCGUCUAACUCCACCAGUCAGAGUAACCUCAGAACACCACCAACUCGAAAUCCAUAUCCCAACCCGCCACCCCCGAAAGCCCCAAACUCAACCCCCUUUGCUAUUCUCGACACUGCCCGGCUGAGCCAAAGAGUAGGAACGAGAAACCCCCCCUAGAAUAUUAGGGUUUCCACAAAAAUCAGGCCCCCCGCGUUUUCACCUGCCAGCCCCUCUACCGUACCAUACUUUAAGUUCCCGGAAGCUCAAACCCCUCCAAAUCAUGAGCUGAGCGACCUGAGAUACUACAACCAUAAGAACAGCGGGAUGUCUUCAGCAAUAGCACUUUCGCCCCCUUCCACCGCAAACACGACCAAAUGUCAGAACUGUGGAGCAAAGCUACACACCGAUGAAGCACAACGUCGGAUCGCAGAGCUAGAGGCUCAAGUCCGCAUACUUAGCGAAAAGGCUACAAACGCAGUGGACAAGCUAGCUGAUUACGAAGACGAGUUGAAAGCAUUAAGAGGAAAACCUACUCCACCAUCCAGCUCCUCCUCUUCUUCGUCCUCCUUGACGUCAAAUGCCCCUUCCGGAAUCACCUCAGCGACAAAUAGAAUAUCCGCUUUCCUCACUGCUUCCUCGCGUGGGAGAGGUGGUCCCCCGCCCAGUCCGCCACCUGAUAAUAAUUCCACAGAUGUCCUUCUGGAAAAGGAACGGAAGGCCAGGGUCAAAGCUGAGGAACGCCUGGAGCAGGUCACGGGAGAGCUCGAGGAAUUAAGCGCGAGCUUGUUUCAGAGCGCGAACGAGAUGGUGGCCGACGAGCGGCGGCAAAGGAGCAAACUGGAAGAGAGAGUACGAAUGCUCGAAGGUCGGGACGCGGAGGUUAAGCAACGACUCGGCGUGCUUGAGGGCGCUGUGGAUAGGAUCGUUCGCGUGAGACAAGUCCUUGCAGUCUCGUAAUCACCUCGGGUAUUGCGGCCUCUAUUUGAUCGGGUUUGGUGCAGGCGUUGAAUUGUUACCUCUCUACGUGCAUAGUUUUGGGGAGUUUGGGGUUUUCAAAGCGUUUUCUUUCUCUCUGCUGAAGUGGGCUUUCUCAGUUUACUUGGUGUUCUAUAUCACAUAUCAUUUGUAGCUAGUGGAUGGUAAAUUCAUACCCCCGCGCCGCAAUCAUCCUGACUUCAGUGGUUUUUGUACGGCUGCAGUCAGCGAGAAAGCUUGGUCAACCAACUCUCUUUUACCUAUCCACGACUCAUAAUAGAACUCAACCUUCCCCUCUCAAAAA
This is a messenger RNA of Tuber melanosporum (Perigord truffle), 1331 nucleotides long. RefSeq lists its product as uncharacterized. The coding region runs from base 377 to 1009 and encodes 210 amino acids. The transcript is spliced from 2 exons. Gene Ontology annotation, molecular function: guanyl-nucleotide exchange factor activity. The record is from RefSeq and is a predicted model, not a curated record. NCBI's taxonomy places the organism in Eukaryota, Fungi, Ascomycota, Pezizomycetes, Pezizales, Tuberaceae. Gene Ontology annotation, biological process: exocytosis. Gene Ontology annotation, cellular component: cell tip; Golgi to plasma membrane transport vesicle.